This is a messenger RNA of Cryphonectria parasitica EP155, 1655 nucleotides long. RefSeq lists its product as uncharacterized. The coding region runs from base 81 to 1655 and encodes 524 amino acids. Lineage: Eukaryota; Fungi; Ascomycota; Sordariomycetes; Diaporthales; Cryphonectriaceae. The record is from RefSeq and is a predicted model, not a curated record. The transcript has 3 exons. Gene Ontology annotation, cellular component: mitochondrion; cytoplasm. Gene Ontology annotation, molecular function: lipoic acid binding; acetyltransferase activity.
GCAGUGACUGGCCUCUCUUCCUCUCUUUGCCUUUCUUUUGCCCUGUCUUCCCCAAUACCUUCACAUACGCAUACACAAAUAUGUUGGUGCGACGGACGCCUCGUGCGGUGCGGUUACAAUGGCAGCUGGCUCGGCGUAUAAGUCGACUCUCCCCAGCAGCAUACGGGACAAUAGCCACCGGCCCAACCUCGAGAACACUCCCGUCUGAACCGAGGAGGACAUGUGCUCCGUUUCAGCUCGUAAGAAGCUUCCACUCGAGCCCGAGGCUGGAGGCAGUGAAACCCGUCCUGCUGGCAGAUAUAGGCGAAGGCAUCGUCGAGUGCGAGAUCAUCCAGUGGUUUGUUGAGCCCGGCGCCCGCGUCGAGGAGUUCUCGAAGCUCUGUGAGGUCCAGAGUGACAAGGCCUCGGUCGAGAUCACCUCCCGCUUCGAGGGUGUUGUCAAGAAGCUCUACUACGAUGCCGGCGAGAUGGCCAAGGUCGGCAAGCCUUUUGUCGACAUUGACAUCCAGGGCGAUGUGAGCCAGGAGGCGCUGGACGAGCUGACGUCCUCCGGGACAGCAGAUAAUACGGCGGCUGGGGAGGCGUCUUCUGCAUCCGGCCCGCAACAGACCUUCUCGGAGCCCUCACAGGGACAGCCAAAGGGCAAGCAUGCUGCGCUUGCGACGCCGGCUGUGAGGCAUCUCUGCAAGGAGCUUAAAUUGGAUCUCCUCGAGAUUGACGGGACGGGUAGGGACGGGCGUGUGCUCAAAGAGGACAUAUACCGGUUCAUCGAGUCGAGAGACGGCGGAGGUAGCCCCGCAGCAGGAACCCCGUCUCCAUUAUCAUCGUCGUCACCACCAUCAUCGCCCGGUGCACAGGUAGAAUCCAGGCAGGCCCUGACAAAGACGCAGGAGGGCAUGUUCAAGGCCAUGACCCGCUCACUCAACAUCCCCCACUUCCUGUAUGCCGACGAGAUCGACUUCACCGAGCUGACAGCCCUGCGCAGCCGGCUGAACAAGGUCCUCGCGACAAAGCCCUCUUCCUCGGCAAUCCACGUCGUACCCAACGCGGAGGGCGUGUCGAAGCUCUCCUACCUGCCCUUCAUCAUCAAAGCCGUCUCCAUCGCCCUGCAGCAAUACCCCAUCCUCAACGCGCGCGUCGACACCACCGCCGGCGGGGGCCCCGACGCGUCCACCCCAAAACCCUCCCUCGUCUACCGGGCGCAGCACAACAUAGGCGUGGCGAUGGAUACCCCCUCGGGCCUGCUCGUGCCGGUCGUCAGGGAUGUCGCAUCGCACAGCAUCCUCACCCUCGCCGCCGAGCUCGCAAGGCUGCAGGGGCUCGCCGUGGCAGGGCGCCUCGGGCCCCAGGACAUGGCCGGCGGGACCAUCUCCGUCAGCAACAUCGGCAGCAUCGGCGGGACCUACUGCAGCCCUGUCAUCGUGGAAGGGCAGCUCGCCAUCCUCGGCGUCGGCCGCAUGCGCGACGUGCCGGACGUCGAAGAAGACGCGGGUGCCGUGGGCGGUGGGUGGAGGGUCAAGGGUGUGCGCAAGGUGUGUAACUUUAGCUGGUCGGCGGAUCACAGGGUCGUGGACGGGGCGACCAUGGCAAGGGCGGCGGGGGUGGUGAGGGCGUUGGUGGAGGAGCCGGAUGCUAUGGUUAUGCAUUUGAGAUGA